UCAAUAUAAACAAGUACAUACAUUUCUUGCCCAUAAAACACAACAUAGAAACCCCUACAAGCCAUGAAGAUUGACAAGGAAAUUUCUCAUCCAAUUCAUCGCCAUCACAAACUCAAACUCGACUACACUGAAAUCCCAUUCAAUUGCGAAGGGUGCAAAGAAGCUGGUAUAGGUCCUCGGUACAGAUGCCAAAAAUGUGACUUUGACCUGCACAAAAACUGUGCUGUUGGACCUCAAUUCAUCACUCAUCCUUUCUACAAGAAGUGUGAGUUUGAAUUGCAUUACCGACCUCCUGGCACGGUCAUGCGAUAUUGUGAUGCAUGUGGAAGUGAUGUUCUGGGGUUUGUUUACCACUGUAAGAAAUGUGGUUUUGACUUGCACCCAUGUUGUGCAAAUCUUCCACAAGUUUUAGAUGAUGGUAAACAUAACCUUUACUUAUCUGUUAAGAUCUCAAGUUCUUGUCAUCGAUGUGGUGGUAAAGGAUCUGGCUGGGCUUACAGAUCUGAAUGCAAGAACUAUAACCUUCAUGUAUCCUGUGUUAAGCAAAUGCUUCUAGAAAACUGGCAGGCCAUGUACUUCAAAGUUGACCAGAACAAAGUUAGAGAGAUACAAACAAGAAUUCCACAUCUAAAAGGAAACGUGAAGAACUAUCGCAACGGAGGGAAAAGCAGUAAAGUGAAGAGGUAUACUCAGAUGGCAGGUAAUGCAGUCAGUAUUGUAGGAUCCGCGAUUCUCGGUGAUCCAACAGCUAUAAUUGCAGCUGCUGUUAAUGGUUUCAUAUCCAAGGCCUAAACAGAUGAUGUAAAUGGAAGAAAAUGGUAUGGGUUACGAUCGUUGAAUCAUGUUAUGGUAAUCCCUGUUUAUCCUAGUGUUUCUAUAAAUAUGUUAAUUACGCUUGUCAUGUGCAAACUUGAAUACUGGUUAUGUUGUGUAUCUCUUGGUUACCGAUAUGUUUUCGGCCAUCAACUCCUCUGUAUAUUAAAACUAAUCCAAAAUAAAAGAAGUUUAUAGUAUUGGUAUA
Messenger RNA from Papaver somniferum (opium poppy), 1021 nucleotides. RefSeq lists its product as uncharacterized. The coding region runs from base 64 to 792 and encodes 242 amino acids. The transcript has a single exon. The record is from RefSeq and is a predicted model, not a curated record. NCBI's taxonomy places the organism in Eukaryota, Viridiplantae, Streptophyta, Magnoliopsida, Ranunculales, Papaveraceae.